AUGAAGAGAUUUUUCUCUCCUAUAUCCUCCAAGUUGCCACAAUCAAGUUCAUCCGCUCAAAAUGCUCCUCGGGUGGAAGAAAACUUGAACCAAUUAGAAGAAACUCAUCAUUCCGCUAAAAGAUUGAAACAAGGGGUAGAUUUGGAUUCUUUACCGGCUGAUCCAAAGAAAAGAAUACCCAUUCGAGACUAUCAUCCUGAUGAACGUGAUGAGAUUAGACGAGCAUAUAUCCAAAGAGGUCCUCAUCAACCUCGAAGUCGCGAGUUUUCUCAAAGUGAUAUUUCUGGAUUAAAACACAGUUUUAAUCGCAAAUGGUUUAAAAAAUAUCAUGAUUGGUUGGAGUAUAGUGUGACUGAAGAUGCAGCUUAUUGUUUGUGUUGUUAUUUAUUUCAAGAUGAAAGCAUUCAUCAAGGUGGAGGUGAAACAUUUUCAAGUAUAAGGUUCAGGAGUUGGCACAAAAAGAAAAGAUUAGAUACGCAUAUUGCCGCAUUUGUUAAGCUAUCAAAUCAAACCAAGCUUGAGCACAAAAUUCGCUUAAAGGCUUCAAUUGAAGUGGCGAGACUUCUCUUGAAUCAAGGAUUGGCAUUUCGUGUACAUCGUGAAGAUGAAUCAUCGCUAAACAAAGGUAACUUUCUUGAAAUUCUUUCAUGGUAUGCGAAGCGGUGUGAUAAAAUUGGUGAACUUGUGUUGAAAAAGGCUCCAAAAAAUGACCAAAUGACUUCUCAUAAAAUUCAAAAAGAUAUAGUCAUUGCAUGUAAGCUUGAAACAAUUAAAGCUAUUAUGGAGGAUCUAAACGGUGACUAUUUUUCAUUGUUAGUUGAUGAAUCUUGUGAUAUAUCACGUAAGGAGCAAAUGGCAAUUGUUUUGCGUUAUGUUGAUAGAAAGGGGUCUGUGGUGGAACGGUUCAUAGGAAUUAUUCAUGCUCAUGAUACUAGUGUUUUAUGUUUGAAAGAAGCUAUUAUUAACUAUCUUGCGCAACAUUCUUUGAGUUUAUCUUUUAUACGAGGGAAAUGCUAUGAUGGAGCUAGCAAUAUGCAAGGGAGUUUAAGUGGCCUUAAAGUUUUGAUUCAACAAGAAAGUAAAUCAGCUCAUGCAAUUCAUUGUUUUGCUCACCAACUUCAGUUAACUCUUGUUGGGGUAUCUAAAAAAUGCCUUCAAGUUGGAGAACUUGUAUUGCUGGUUUCUAAUGUCUUAAAUGUAGUGGGAGGUUCUUUUAAACGUAUGGAUGAACUUCAAGAAUCUCAAGCAAAAAAAGUUCAAGUGGCACUUGAUAUGGGUGAGGUUGAAAGUGGUAAGGGAUUGAAUCAAGAACUUGGUCUUGCUAGAGCUGCCAAUACUCGGUGGGGUUCACAUUACAAAUCUUUUAAGAACUUCAUUAGUAUGUUUGGCUCUAUUACUAAUGUUCUUGAUACUAUUGUUGUUGAUUCUGAAUCUGUUGAAGAAAAAGCUAAGGCAACCAGAUAUCUUAAAGUUUGUCAAACAUUUGAGAUUGCUUUCUUAUUACAUUUAAUGAGAGAUAUUUUAGUGAUCACAAAUGAGCUUAAUGAGUCUUUACAAAAGAAAGAACAAGAUAUUGCAAAUGCCAUUCUACUUGUUAAAGUGGUGAAGAAACGAUUGCAAGAUUUAAGGAAUGAAGGAUGGGAUUCACUUGUCGAGAAUGUGUCUGCAUUUUGUGUCAAGUAUGAUAUUUUGAUACCUAAUUUUGAAGAGUUCUAUGUUAAUUUUGGAAGAUCUCGACGUAAAGUUGCUGAGUAUACUAUUUCACAUCACUAUCGUGUGGAAGUAUUUUUUAAGAUUAUUGAUUGGCAGCUUCAAGAACUCAAUGAUUGUUUUAAUGAGGUUAGAACAGAUUUUCUUAUUGGAGUUGCUUGCUUAAAUCCAGUUGACUCAUUUUCUAGUUUUGACAUCAAGAACGUAUUGAGAAUGGUUGAAUUAUAUCCUGAUGAUUUUGGUGAAAAUGUAAUGGUUACUCUUAGGAAUCAGCUAGAGACUUAUAUAGUUGAUGUUGAUAAAAGGUUCUCCAACUUAAAAGGGCUUGGCAAUCUUUCUGAAAUGCUAGUUAAGGUAAAGAAGCAUUUAAAUUAUCCUCUUGUGUUUCGCCUUAUAAAAUUUGCGUUGCUCCUGCCGGUUGCUACUGCUACAGUUGAAAGAGCUUUCCCGGCAAUGAAGUUGAUCAAGAGUGAAUUGCGAAAUCGAAUGGAUGAUGAUUUUCUGAGUAGUUGUAUGGUGCCUUAUGUAGAGAAAAGAAUAUUUAAUACUAUUUCUGAUGAGAGUAUUAUGAAUAGGUUUCAAGAAAUGAAAACUCGUAGAAUAGAAUUGUAA
Molecule: messenger RNA, 2322 nt
Organism: Solanum verrucosum
Lineage: Eukaryota; Viridiplantae; Streptophyta; Magnoliopsida; Solanales; Solanaceae
Exons: 2
Coding region: 1-2322 (773 amino acids)
Molecular function (GO): protein dimerization activity
Source: RefSeq, a predicted model, not a curated record